CCGUUAGUGACGCUGACAUCAGUUCCAGGAGGCGUGUGUGCUGCUCUGCGGGGCCGUUUCCCUCUUUAACUCAGACUAUAACGACAUUCACAGUACAAACAUAACCUAACCGACGGUGGUUCAAUUAACAGCGAUGGCUGAAAGCGACAACAAAAGCGCAAAUAUGCUAGCUCAGGAAACGGCCCAGCUGGAGGAGCAGCUGCAGGGCUGGGGUGAAGUGAUCCUGGCCGGAGAUCGCGUCGUGCGCUGGGAGAAGCCUUGGUUCCCUGGAGCCCUAAUGGCUGCCACCACUGUGCUCUUCAUGCUGAUUUACUACCUGGACCCAUCAGUGCUGACUGGGCUCUCCUGCGCUGUCAUGCUGCUCUGCUUAGCAGACUACCUGGUGCCCACCCUCGCACCCAGAGUCUUCGGCGCCAAUAAGUGGACCACAGAGCAGCAGCAGCGUUUCCACGAGAUCUGCGGUAACCUGGUGAAGACCCAGCGUCGGAUGGUGGGCUGGUGGAAGCGUCUCUGCGCCCUCAAGGAGGAGAAGCCCAAAAUGUACUUUGCCUCCGUGAUCAGCAGCUUGCUGGCAGUGGCCUGGAUCGGACAGCAGGUGCACAACCUGUUCCUCACCUACCUGAUUGUGAGCUUCCUGCUGCUGCUGCCGGGCCUGAACCAGCACGGCGUCAUCACUAAGUACGCAUCCAUGGCCAAGAGGGAGAUCAACAAACUGCUCAAACAGAAGGAGAAGAAGAACGAGUAGAUGGAAGUGUGGAAGGGAAUCCCUUAAAAGAAGAACCACGACACAAAAUGGAAGGUGGAAGGAAGUUGUUUUGAAUAAAAGCAAGUGGAGAGCAAAAAAGAGCCUCCUGCUUCCUCGGUCUCUGCUGCAGAGCAAGACACACUUUUUUUUUUUUUUUUUUUCCACACAUUGGAUAAGUUUCAUUUCUCUCUCUCUCCCACCCUUUGAUAUUUAAACCUCAUCGCCCACUUAUUUUCUUUUGAGUUUGUCUGCCAUGCAUGCAGCCACUACAUGAAGGUUAUCUGAUAUUGUCACAUGUUCAUAAACAGCACUGAAAUACUCAACAACACACACACACACGUACACACAGCUGAAACCUCCAUUCUGUUUCUUAGUAAAGUGUGCUUCAUUUUAAGAUGUCGGUAAUGCUUUUAAGCCAUUCCCUCUACUUAGACAAAGUGACUACUGAGCAGUUUUGUAGCAUUACUGCAUCAUUUUAACCCUCAUAGAUUCCUCACAUUAUUAUUAUUUUUUUUCAAGACAGUUUUUGUCUCAUAAGGACAGGUCAUGUAAAUUUUACCUCCUUUUGCUUAUUCUGCUUUGGUUGUAUUUAAAAAAUAACGCUGAAACAAAACUGGAUCUAAAGCUGAGCUCAUCAGGAGUAAAACUGUUUCUAGAUACUGCUGUACCGCUGCUAGCUGGACUCUGGUCUAUUAGCUCUUCUAUCAAACCCCACAGUGUUACUGGUGUGGGCUGUCUCUGUGUAAAUAGGCCUACAUGUAUAUCUCUGUCCCUGUCCCUGUCAGUCCUGCUCUUUUCUGUUCUUGUUAUUUAUGUGUUCUUUCCUCCAUCUCAUCAUUUCUGGUUCGUUUACCGUCUUUCAACUCAUUUCAUUAUUUGUCUUUGAGUUCUUUACGAAAAUGAAUAAAGUUUGAUUUAAAUGAA
Molecule: messenger RNA, 1669 nt
Organism: Sebastes umbrosus (honeycomb rockfish)
Lineage: Eukaryota; Metazoa; Chordata; Actinopteri; Perciformes; Sebastidae
Gene: arl6ip1
Product: ADP-ribosylation factor-like 6 interacting protein 1
Exons: 6
Coding region: 134-745 (203 amino acids)
Source: RefSeq, a predicted model, not a curated record